GGCUGUCAAAAAAGAAGGGUUCUAUUUUUUUUUGUGAAAGCAAGAAGCAGAGCAGUUGAAUGAUUUUAUCAAAAACACGCCCUAAAUGACAGACUGUGUGGCUCGUAUUUUUCUGUGAUACUUUAAUUAUGUCUAGAGCAAAACUGGCUAGAAGUGUUAUCGAUACGUGUGCAGAUUGUGGGGCAUUCGAUCCAACCUGGGCCUCCAUCAAUAAGGGGAUUCUCAUAUGUGAUGAAUGUUGUAGUGUACAUAGAACCCUGGGCAGACAUGUCUCACACAUAAAGUCAUUGCGGAAAGGAACAUGGGUCCCAGCACAGUUAGCUAUGGUCCAUGCACUUCACAGUAAUGGUGCAAACAGUAUAUGGGAGCAUUCACUACUUGAUCCAACCAAUAGCAAAUCAGUGAGAAAGAAGCCCCAAGCCAAAGAUCCCAUUAAACCAACUAAAGCAGACUUUAUUAGAACCAAGCACCAGUUACUUGGUUUUGUGUUCAGAGGAGGAAGCAAAGAUGAUAAAGACUGUGGGGAUUUACAGGACAGAGAUGUAUCUAAGCAACUUCACUCUAGUGUAAGGACAGCAAAUUUGGAAACCAGCUUGCGACUCUUGUCCACUGGAGCAGACCCUAAUUACCUACAUCAAGAAAAAGGCACAUGCCCUUUACAUGUUGCAGCUGGAGCAGGCCAAGCAUCACAAGUAGAAUUGCUUUUAAUAUAUGGUGCUGAUCCAGGAGGUUUGGAUUCGUUCGGAAAGACACCCGCCGAUCACGCUAGCGAAGCGGGAUACAAGGACAUAGCCCAUCGUCUGGUAGAAAGCCAGUACGAAUUGACAGACCGCAUCAGCUACUAUCUCUGCGAACGAAAACCGGACCAUUCAUCGGGCCAGCAUUUCUUGAUUCCUGAAAUGGCUGAUUCUAUUGACAGUAACUCUGACGUAGCCAAAGUUGCAAAGCGUAAACUACAAAUGCUACCUAACUAUUUGUUCGAGGAGAUGGCCAUGGACGCUUACGAUGAAGUGGAUCGAAGAGAAACAGAGCAAUAUUGGUUGGCACUGCAAGGGCCAAUCCUUCAGCAAAUGGUCGAUCGGGGUCAUAGCGUUCCUUUCUUACCAGUCAAUGCAGAGCUAUCACCCACCCGAAACCAGGCCCGCCAGAAACUUGGUCGACUAAACGCACGCGAAUUUACUACAUUAUUAAUUGAUUUACUUUCGGAAGCAAAACGGAGACAGCAGGGUGGAAUGGUUUUUUCUUUAAAAGACAUGCAAAAUAACAUCAAGCUGGACGGUUCGGACGAUGAGCCACUAUAUGAUAGUGUUGCUUCCGAAGAAGAAUUUGUACUCGCGGAGCAACAGCAAAUCUUAGCCGAGCAGAAGCAGGCAAACAGUAUUAAGGGACAACAGGAUUUGAGCCAACAAAAUAGUGGUGUCUCAGUAGAGGCAUACAUUGGCAUCAAAGAGCAGUUGUCCUUGAGCAACGUGAGAAUGCAGGAGUUAUUAGCAAGCAAUACCAACAUGCAAACGCAGAUUGCCCAACUGCAAAACAUGGUUCAAACGCUGGUGCAAGAAAACAAUCAAUUAAAAACUCAACCGGUUCCUGCGACUGGUGGAACAACAGUCGCCCUUAAUGGACCAGCCACCCCAACGUCAAAAAGUUUAGAAGAGCCAAUAACUUUAAGGGGAUCCAAAAUUCACGCAGCACGUCAUUACAGCAUGUAUGAGCCAAGAGAAGGACCUCGUUCUCCUCAACGAUCGACACCCACCAACAGCACAGCUGCUUCUACAACCGCCUCUCCACCGCCUCCUUCCACCGCUGACGAGGUGGUCCGACGAACAAAUAUUAUCACCCGGCGUAUACAGGAAGUCUUUCGUAACGUGCAAGAUCGGCGGCAGGAUCAAAUAGAGCCCUGUGCCCAACGUAUUGUUGAAGCCGUACAGUCCAUGGCAACCAUUGUCCCUCAGGGGGCGAGUGAAGAGGUGAAAAGUUGCAUACAUCAGCUGACAACUAGCGCUUCUAGGUUGCUGGCCGAAUGCCACGAAGCUGGAACGACAGCUCCGUGCCCGCCCGAUCAAGCUGUCACUCAGCGGAUCAUUCAAGGCGCCUAUGACGUGGCGAAAGCCACCAAGCAACUCGUCACGCUCUUCCAAUAGAACGCCUGUUUUUGCGUAUUUAUGUUUGCCCAUCUAUAAUGCUGGGAAAAUAGAGUAACAAAGUUUAAACUGUUGAUUGAAAUGCUCUAAUAAUUUUAGCGUUUUCAAACAAGUGAUUGCCUAUAUUACUGUGACUGCAAAUAUCUUUUGUUGUUUCAAACUAAAGUGCCUCCUAUUGCAAUAAACGAGUCGAUGGAUCAUCUUUCACCGUC
This is a messenger RNA of Daphnia carinata, 2353 nucleotides long. RefSeq names its product ARF GTPase-activating protein GIT2-like (gene Git). NCBI's taxonomy places the organism in Eukaryota, Metazoa, Arthropoda, Branchiopoda, Diplostraca, Daphniidae. The record is from RefSeq and is a predicted model, not a curated record. Gene Ontology annotation, molecular function: GTPase activator activity; protein binding. Gene Ontology annotation, biological process: regulation of ARF protein signal transduction; brain development. The transcript is spliced from 10 exons. The coding region runs from base 129 to 2141 and encodes 670 amino acids.